UUGUCUGGCCUCGGGUCUUUUCCUAGACAUUUACUUGAAACCAUUCUGAGAGAAAAAAUGAGCAAUCAUCACCUGUGUAUGAAGUUGAGACUUAUCGGCUGUUGUUUAAGCUCUGAACAAAGUGUUUGAGUAAGGUGUCAUGCCACCAACAUCCUUUCAAAUCAAAGUUCGAUAAAACUAAAAACGAAAAGUGAAGCAAAAUAGUGACAAGAUGGCGGGAAACUUUGAAUUGCUAAAUUUGAUAGGCAGUGGAACUUUUGGCCAAGCAUGGCUUGCAAGAAACAAAAAAGAUAAUUCAAAAUGUGUGAUCAAAGUAGUAAAAAUUCUUAAAAUGUCUGAAGGUGAACUUGAUCAAGCUUUGACAGAGGUUUCAGUUCUAGCAAGAUGUAAAAAUACCAACAUUAUAAAAUAUCUUGAUGCCUUUGUUGACGAAGGGUCUCUUAAAAUAGUAAUGGAAUAUGCAGAUGGAGGAGAUCUGCACAAAAGAAUAGUUAACCAGAAAGGGAUACAUUUUGGUAAGGAGGCAAUUCUUGAUUGGUUUGUACAGAUCUGCUUUGCAUUGAAGUAUAUACAUUCCCAGAAUAUUUUACAUAGAGACUUGAAGACGCAGAACAUAUUUCUUACAUCACAGAAUGUGGUGAAGAUUGGUGAUUUUGGAAUAGCCAGGGUUUUAAGAGACAGUGCUGAUUGUGCUAUGACAGCUAUUGGAACGCCUUUCUACUUGAGCCCAGAAAUAUGCCAGAAAAAGCCAUAUAACCACAAAAGUGAUAUGUGGGCCCUUGGAUGUGUUCUUUAUGAAAUGUGUACCCUUCAUGUACCUUUCAAUGCCAAGGAUUUUGAUUCUCUAGUGAUGAAGAUAAUGACGGGCCAGUUUGAUCCUCUGCCAAGUCACUUUGGUACCACCAUAAGAUACCUGUGUACCAGAUUACUUGACAAAGACCCAGAUAAAAGACUUUCAGCAAAUGAAGCUUUGAAUUUUUCACCUUUGAAGACAUUUGUACAAAGAUAUGAACCAAUCAAAAGAAAAAUACCAACACUAGCUGUGAGACGGUUUUCCAGUAAUUCUGAGAAUAAAACAAUCAGAAGAAGAUCGGGGUCAGAUAAUAUUAAACCAAUGAAAAAAGAAGAAAAGAAUGUCAAGAAGUCAAUGAACUUUGUAUCAAAAGAUAAUCAGGACCAGGCGGUUAGAAAGCAGAGUGACCCAUUACGUAGCAUACAAGUCCAGGAGAAGUUUACCAGACGACCAAGUAUUAGAGCAGAAUGUCCUAGCCCCAAAAAGAAUAGCAUUGACUGGAUGUCUGAUAAAGAAAAUAUAGAUCCUAGGCGGCUUAUUGGUAAUAAGACCUAUCAAGUGAAAUAUCCUAAAUUCCGAAGAUUUUCAUUGGCUACUCCAAGGAUAAAAAGAAUUGUCUCUCAGCAAAGAUCUUCUGUUUCAACAGAUGAAAAAGACAAAUGCAAACAGUUUAAGGAAGAAUGUGUUAGAUCAGUUUUAUACAGAAAUAUAGAAAGAGAAAGUAGACAGUCGUCACAUCCUUCUGAUAGCAAUAAAGAACAAGAAAAUACCACUGUCGAUGAAAGCAUUGAUGAUGAAGUAUUCAGUGAUGCUAGCUUAGUGUUGGCCUCCCUGGAGGAAAGUCAGCAAACUGUUGUCAAUGUAGCUAAAAGAGUGUCUGUAGAAAAUGGAGGCAGAGGUCCAAUGGAAAAUGGACGGAGGAUGUCUAAUGGAAGUCAUAGAAGAGCUUCAAUUGAAAGUAAUCUAAAAAGAAUGUCUCUGGAGAAGGGAAGGAGAGAAUCAGUAGAUAAUGGUAGAAGGCAUUCAGUAGAGAAUAGCAGAAGAGCUUCAAUUGAAAGUAAUUUGAAGUUUUCAAAGGAAAACAGAAGAGUGUCCAUGGAAAAGGGAAGAAGAGAGUCUGUAGAAAAAAGUAGAAGGUCUUCAAUUGAAAGUGGCAAAAGAGCAUCAAUUGAAAAUGGUCAAAAGGCAUUAAGAGGGAAUGACCGAAGAAAAUCAGUUGAGAAUAAUCAAAGACCUGGAAUUGAUAAUCGUCCUAAAACCACUGCUAAACUUCAAAGAAGGCCUACAGUAGAUAAAAAUUAUCGUAGAGUUUCUGGGUCAGAGGGAUGUUUGGUUGUACCCAACACUGCCUCAGAAGAUCCAAAGGUUAUAAGAAGGUCAUGCUCAUAUGAUGCCAUCAGGAAUGAAAAGGAAACAUUAAAUGUUGGAGACAGUUCAUCAUCCUUAAAUAAAAAGAAAAAAUCUGAAUCAGAUACAUUUUUAGUUAAAAAGCCACCUUCUGGAUCCCUUGAUAAUUCAAUUUCUGCUGUCAAUGCUAAGGACACAUCGUCGUCUGCUGAUAAAGAGAUGUCUAAGUAUAUCAACAAAGCAUUAUACAUGUCCCUGCAGGACUAUUUACAGUCACCAAAUACAGCAAAAAACAAAGUGUUCAAGAGACUUGGGGAUAUAUUUGGAGAAGAAAAAUUAGAUGAAAUUUUGGAAGUUUGUCGAGAAUGUCUUUACAACAAUGAUAAUUAUGACACAUUUCAUUCAAUGUUGUCUGAGACAGACGUCAUAUGCCUACCUCUUGUUUUUCAGUAUUUACAAUUAGAAGGAUCUCAGUAAUGUGUUGUAUUGAAAGUUUCAUUAUUAAGGAUUUUUGAAAUUAAUUUGGAAGGGGGUGACUCCCAAACCCAUUCUUCUAGAAAGAUAAAUAAUCUUUCGUUAUAUUAGGUGUUUUUAGAAAUAAAAAAAUAAAAAAAUUGAGAAAUAAUACAAAUUGUUCAUGAUGGUGCUAAUUUGAAUAUUCUGUGCAAGUGUACAUGUACUGGUACGGUAAUAUUGCUUAUAGAAAACUUUAUAAUGUGUAAUCUUUACAAGUUACACAUGGCAUGUAAUAAGUUUUCUCAAUUUCCUGAAUACAACUUAACUUUAAGAUGUUUUACUUUCAACAGUUUAUAAAACUGUAUAUGUUGAUUUUCAAUAUUUGCCCUAUAUUUUGGGUCAAAUAAGGACCUUAAUAUUCCAACAUAAUGUUUGAAGUAUUCAUGGGUUUUUUUGUGCAAUACAAGCUUUGUAUGUUUAAUUUCGUUUUCAUUGCAAAUAUAUUUUUGAUAUAUGUAUUGUAGUCAGAGUAAAUAAAUAUACAAUGUCUAUAUACAUAUAUGUACUAUACAUUGCCCCUAUUGGCAUAAGAUUUUCCUGUGAUCUGAAAUUUAUAUUUACUAUCAGAUAUUCUUAUUUAU
Molecule: messenger RNA, 3237 nt
Organism: Mytilus trossulus (common blue mussel)
Lineage: Eukaryota; Metazoa; Mollusca; Bivalvia; Mytilida; Mytilidae
Exons: 9
Coding region: 212-2617 (801 amino acids)
Biological process (GO): protein phosphorylation
Molecular function (GO): protein kinase activity; ATP binding
Source: RefSeq, a predicted model, not a curated record